GUAACGUUAUCUAUUGUGACGCUGCACAACACAAAUCGUCCCAGUGCUCAUGCCGUGCGUGUGUAGUGUAGUGUAUGUAUAGAGGUUGGAAUGUGAUGCAUAAGAUCCACUAAGAUACUCAUUGGUGCCUGUCUUCAACGUGUCACCAAGUGCAAGCUGAGCCGGAGUUGUAAUGACACUGACAGUGACAGGUGCUUGACUUGCAAAUAGACAACCGCAGCCUGAACGCUCGGACAUCGGAAUUUGAAGCCUGGUGGUGAUUUGUUUUGGUUUGGGUCAUUUUUACGCACAGCGCAUAUAUUGAGCAUUGGUGCGCAUCCCACUUUCAAGAUGGGCAGCAGUGACGUUCAGUCCGGGGUCAGGUGUGUUUCUCUUAUGCUGGUUGUGCUGGUGGCAGCUACGUCGUCACAGACAUCUGGAGACGCCGGGUGCCCGACUUGUGGCAUGCCCGCCUUGGAGAAGGGCACCGAGGAACAGCUGCUGAUAGAAAUCGCCAAGCUGCAGAUUCUCAGCAAACUUCAUCUAAAGGAGAGACCGAACAUCACCGACCCGGUGCCCAGAGCCUUCCUCAACGCCGCGCUCAGGAAGCUGCACGCCGGCAGGGUGAGGCAGGAUGGCACCGUGGAAUUGAACAGCAACCUGGAAAGACAAAACGCCAGGGAGAAAGACCAGGGAUACGAAAUCAUUAGUUUUGCUGACCCCGAUCAUGGAGACGCAGCCAAAUCCGGACUGACCUUUCAGUUCUCCAAAGAAAGAGGGAUGAACUUUCAUAUCCUCCAGUCCACCCUGUGGCUCUACUUCAAGUCUAGUUCUGAAGCCCCCAAGGAAAGAGUCACAGCCAAGGUCUUCCUGGCCGGCCCACACCAAUCAAACCGGACAUUGCUGAGCCAGAAGCAGUUUGAUCUGAAAUGGGGCAGCUGGCACACUUUCCUCAUCACCCGAGGAGUCCAGAACAUCUUCGACAGGGGCGACAAGCAGGUGAAACUGGUCCUGGAGUGUGAAGGAUGCCAGGACUUGGCCGUCCUGGGCAGCCUUGGCAAUGCCUCCCACCAGCCCUUUCUGGUAACCCAGGUGCGGGUCAGAGAAGAGCAUUCCAUCCAAAAGAGGUCCCUGGAUUGCGACACCAACAUCAACUUGUGCUGCAAGAAGGAUAUCUACGUGAGUUUCCGGGAAAUUGGCUGGCAGGACUGGAUCAUCGCCCCGGAUGGUUAUCAUAUGAACUACUGCAUGGGACUGUGUAGAGAGCACUUUGCAGGGGCCCCGGGCAUCGCCGCCUCCUUCCACGCAGCCGUUUUCAACCAGCUCAAAGCCAAUGGCAUCCACUCUGCCAUCAGCUCCUGCUGCGUGCCCACCCAGCGGCGCCCACUCUCAAUGCUGUAUUUCGACCCCUCCCACAAUAUCAUCAAGACCGACAUUCCCGAUAUGAUCGUGGAGGCUUGCGGUUGUACAUAAGUUCUUCUGUUUUUGACUUUGCAGCCUCUGGAACAUUUGGUGAGGACAGCCAUGGAGGUCUUUGAAGAUCUACUAAAUCAGCCUGGCUGCCGUUUUGUCCAGCCAAACUUAUGAACCGUUGGUCAUACCCAAUUUAGUCCACUGUGUCACCUGGUGUGACAAAAAAAAAAAACAAUUUGCUAAAUCUGUGACCUACUUGCGCUAAAGGAUUCUUGAAGGAGAAAUGGCUUGAUUUAGAUGGCAGAUUUUGUACUGCCCCGAUUCACUGUAAUACAGUUCAAUGACAUGUGCCAAUGCCAAAGCACCAAUUACCUAAAAGCCUUGAAGGGUCUUUGCUGACACUAUACCACCUCCAAGGAAGGCAAUAGAACAAAUUAGCAGUUUUUAAGAAAAUUUGUUAAGGGCUAUAAGGAGAGGAAAUAUAACCAUCAUUCAACCAAAAGGAAGGCUUAUCUGCUCCAAACAAUUACAUUUUAAGCAAAAGCAUGUCCACGAAGUAGAAGAAUAAAUCAAACAUAUUGCAAUUUUAUUUGUAGGUAAAGAAUAAUGUAUUUUUCUUCAUAGAGCACUUUUUCGUUUUCUGUGUACUUUAAAUAACGCCUCAAGCUUUUUUCAUUUUCUUUUUACAAACCUGUUACCACUGAAUGUAUGUGUGAGUUGCUUAAACAGCAAUAUAUUGUAUGACGACCCAUGUUUGAACUUGCCUAGCACAUUGUAUAAAAUAACAUGUACUGUAUAUCAAUAUUAUAUAUUUUUUAAAAUAAAGCAUCAAAGAUAAUA
Molecule: messenger RNA, 2232 nt
Organism: Polyodon spathula (Mississippi paddlefish)
Lineage: Eukaryota; Metazoa; Chordata; Actinopteri; Acipenseriformes; Polyodontidae
Product: inhibin beta B chain
Exons: 2
Coding region: 331-1452 (373 amino acids)
Biological process (GO): BMP signaling pathway; SMAD protein signal transduction
Cellular component (GO): extracellular region
Molecular function (GO): cytokine activity; hormone activity; growth factor activity
Source: RefSeq, a predicted model, not a curated record